UUUAACCUCUUUAUUGUCACUACCUGAUGCGCUUCCUCUACCUUGACGCACAGGUACAUGGAUUUGAUCGAGAACUCAAAUGAAAGUGGAAUUUUGGAGUCGAGUUUAUAUAAGGAACAGUCAAAAAUGGCUUAAAAAGGGGCAUGUUUAAUGCGAAGUGAAGAAGAUAGCAUUAAGUCGGGGAUCGGUUUUUGGAUGUAACGUGUAUACUAUUUUGGAGCCAGUAAGUCAUGUCUGCCAUUAGCACUGGCAGUCAGAGACACAGCUCUGGGCAUGGCAGUCACAGGCACGGACCAAGCCGUGGCAGUAGCCAGAGGUCAUCGUAUGAGGAGCGCUGUGUGGACCCAGUGGAAGACAAGCUACCCACUUCAGAAACAAAGACAGUCCAAAAAGCUCACCUGAAAGAUGCAGAUGGGAAGGAGUCUGAGACCAUUGGCUUCAUUCCUGGUUCAGCUGACCCUCCCUCUGCAGCACAAACUUGCCAUCCUUGUGCUUCUCCAAGGGGCUGUAGGAUCUUUGUCUGUAGUGUGCUGACCUGCGGCUUGUACAGAGUCUGCCAGCGUUCCAUCUUAGCUCCAUGCCUGGUGCCGAACGAGGGCUCUUCAGAUGAGCCAGAGAAGGUGAGUCUUCGCGCUGCAAAAGCAGGAGACAACAAAGAUGAGGAUGGCGUCGACUGGCUAGAGGAUGUCCAUAUUGGUGGAGUCAAAGUUGACAGUCCAAGAGAUUACUUAGAAUUUGAAACCACCUCUCCAGCAUAUGUGCCUUCAGCUGGUGGUCUAACACAGGCCGGCCACACAUCCUUACAUGAGUCUAUGAGGUUUGAUGACUGGGAGGUUGGUGGGGAGAAUGUGGACUCUCUGAUUACUAAGAAGUUGCUGGAGCUCUACUCUGAGUAUCAGAUCGAAGAGUUGGCCAGGUGCACCUCAGACUCUGUGUUCCUGAAGAAGAGCAAGGCCAUCAACCAGCUUAUCAACUCACUGGCAGAGGAGCACAAAAUGGACGAGCAAGAAGCAGAGUGUCGGCUGGUGCGCGGCAUCAUUCGUAUUAGCACCCGGAAGAGUACGAAGAGGAGGCCGCACACGUGCAGGAUGGAGAGGACACUGUCGGACAGCGGAAAUGAGACAAUGAGAGAGAGUCAGUCCUUCUCAUUCAGCAACAACAAUGACUACAAAUCAAAUCCAAACAUCCAAAUAUCAGAUCUGACCUCCUCUGACAUGUGUGCCAGGGAGAUGUGGAGAAAUAAUGGAGGUCAUACGUCCAGUUCGUCAAGAGCCUACUCACCUUCUAACACAGAGACCAACUCUUCAGGCGCUCCACUGAUUCACACCUCUGUGAGAACAUGAGUCCUGCUCCACUUGGCUGUUUAUGCUUGAAUUAUUUGCCAUACUGUGUCCACAAGGUCACAUAUGGGACUCUAAUGGGGACACCACUUGCACUUGAGUUUCUGGCUGAGCGGAAGCCAUGGCUUUACUGUGGAAAUAGAAAAUGUGAACGGCCACGCUAUCUGAAGGACUUCACUGAACUCAGGGCUCUGUGUGUAGAUAUUUAUGGUUGAUAAAUAUUAUGUAUGUAUUUGAAGGAUUGCUUGUCUGAGAGUUUGCCCUGCAGGCCGAUAUUACCAGCAGCUCAUACUGUAAAUAUUGUAUCACACGUAACCGUCCCCUCAUCCUUGAAGAACUGUUCAUGAAAUCUGACUCUGUUUAUUGCUGGUCAGGUGAAUGAGCUGUUGCUAUGCAAUAGAUUUUAAAAUCUAAUUCAGUAAAAUUUGAGUUUUUUGGCACAUUUCAUUUUCUUCUCAUAGAUUUGAUUUUAAACUAAUUUGUGUAGUUUUAAACUGUAUUCAGUGCUUUCAAUGUAGUGGAUAUGUAACACCUAUUUACAGCCAGGGAUUCUGAAUUUCUGAUCAUAAAUUUGGUUCUGAUCAUUUUCAUAAAGUGACAUAUUUUUAGUUAAUGAUAGAAGGCAUGGUAGUGUGCAAAAGAGGCAACAAUGUAAAAGACUGAAUUAAGAAUAUUUGGCAAAACAAAAAAGCUGUUUUAUAUGAUGGUUCAAAAUCCCCUUUUUGUGUGUGCGCACACAUGGGCAUAUUUACCAAAAUUCUGUUGAAGGAAUAGCUUGACAUUUUGGCAAAUAUGCUCAAUAGCUUUAUGGCUGAGACUUAAACAAUAAGAUUAAUACCACUUUCAUAUCUGUAUGCUGAAACCAAUUCUAUAGCUAGUUAGCUUAGUUUAGCAUAAUUUUUCAGUUCAGUUUUAUUUGUAUAGCGCCAAAUCACAAGAAAAGUCA
This is a messenger RNA of Monopterus albus (swamp eel), 2286 nucleotides long. It is a transcript of the gene kdf1b, whose product is annotated as keratinocyte differentiation factor 1b. The transcript has 4 exons. NCBI's taxonomy places the organism in Eukaryota, Metazoa, Chordata, Actinopteri, Synbranchiformes, Synbranchidae. Gene Ontology annotation, cellular component: cell junction. The coding region runs from base 231 to 1343 and encodes 370 amino acids. The record is from RefSeq and is a predicted model, not a curated record. Gene Ontology annotation, biological process: regulation of epidermal cell division; keratinocyte development.